Molecule: messenger RNA, 12684 nt
Organism: Magallana angulata
Lineage: Eukaryota; Metazoa; Mollusca; Bivalvia; Ostreida; Ostreidae
Product: helicase with zinc finger domain 2-like
Exons: 30
Coding region: 120-11561 (3813 amino acids)
Biological process (GO): miRNA processing
Molecular function (GO): helicase activity; metal ion binding; RNA nuclease activity
Source: RefSeq, a predicted model, not a curated record
CCGGAAGUUCAAAGAAAGGGGGAAACUAUUACCGAAGAACAUGAUAUGAUUUUGUUUAUUAAAUUACUGUGUAAAAAGAUGGAAAAGUUUAAUGAUUGGUAAAAAGGUCCGAUAAAGAAAUGGACCUCCCGUGGUCGGACGGGAUAUACCCAAGUGAUGUCCCUCGGGAUUUCGAGGAGGUCAGAAAUCGUGAAGACAGGAAGGAGAGAAUCUCCCUCUACUGGGAGUCCAUGGUAAACGAUCAGGAACCAAAAGUACACAAGAAUGCUCUCCUUCAUCUAAUGCAAGACCUGAAAGAUGAGGGAAAUGAUUUAUUUAAGGAGGGGGAUUUUGACACUUCCUGGAUGCACUAUCGUAAUGCCCUGUUUAUAGCCCGGAUACUGGAGCUGAGAUUCUAUCAUAUCGUAGAUAAGGAGUUUAAGUCUACUCUCUUCUCUAACAGAGCAUUCUGCUGUCUCAAAAAGGAAAUGUAUAUAGAAGCUAUAAAGGACUGUGAAUCAGCUUUACAGAUUUUUCCUGGCAAUAUAAAGGCCUACUACAGACAGGUUCUGGCCCUGAAGGCACAGAAUAGACUUACAGAUGCUCUGUCAGUAGCUGAACAAGGCAUGGAGAUCAAGCCUGGGGUUUUUAAAGAAAUAUUAGAAGAAUUAAAAGAAUUAAUAGAAGAAGAGGAUAAUACUGCUAGUGUGUCAGCCAAGAAUGCUAAAUCUGUAGAGGACCAAGAAUUAGACGACGAAUGGCUACAGGGAACCAAUAUUCACGUUAAUAAGCAAAUUGAAACAAAACAAAAAAUGCCUGCAAAGAAAAAUAAAGGAAAGUCUAACAAGCAGCGUGCUCAGACCAAUGGAACCAGUAACAAUAAUAACGCUAAGGUGGCGGUGAAGCCGGCACAGGAGAUAAAGAACGGGGACAUGGAAUCGUCGGGGGCAGAGUCUGAUGACACGGAGGGGACGGAUGACCGCCUCAGUGAGGAUGAAAACUUUGUCAACAACUUCAUGAGCAUUCGUAACACUACACUGGGCAAUCCCGGACACACCUUUAUGCAUAAUUUCGCUCCAACAGUUGAUAUAUCUGAACCAGAAAAUAAGAACCAGGCAAUGGGAUUAGAUUGUUUUUCCCCACCAGCAGGUAAAUCUCCUUCUAAGGUCGAGUUUCCUCAUCACACUUCUACCAUCUCCAGUUCUGCCUCACCCCUGUCCUCCAGAACUUCUACACCAAGCAUCAGGCCAAUGAAUCCAUCAGCCAUUAUUGAAAUAAAGAACAUUAAGUUUCCAUUGGAUGAUAAUUAUGACUGGAGGUUAGCCUGUAGACAGUGUUUUGUAAAGAUAGGAGAAGGUAUAAGGGGAUUUCAGUAUCGUGGGAACUUACCACAUGAAUGUACCAGACACAUACUGCUAGUAAAAGUAAGAAGAGAAGGGAUGAAUUGGAUUAAGGUUAGACCACGCCCAGAGUCUAAAUUUCAGCAGUUUGGAAGUUACAAGAUCUGUACCCACUUCAGCAGUGGCAACCCCUGCGCUGUCGGGGAGGAGAAGUGUACAUUCGCUCAUAAUACAGCUGAGAAGACCCUGUGGAACAUGGACAGGAUAGGGAGCUUUCUUCUGUUAGACUUCAUUAGUAAACUCCAGCAGUAUAAAAUAGAUAACGGUGAGGAGUUAGCCCGAUUACAGGCAGUAGAGUCUAGUGAGGAUAAGUCAGCCAGCAUACCAGGCCUCAACUACAAGACCAAACAGACAAAGCCUGCUCCGUUUGUUCCUGUGGAGCCCAGUCCGGCCCUUGUGAAGCAGCCUCUCCUGCCAACCCCACCUAGACACCAGGCCCCGCCCAGUAGUCUGCCGGCUGCCCCUAUAAUGAACAGGCCACCUAUGCCUGGACCCCCACCUCAACGUUUUCAUGACCCUUAUCGUUUUAUGAUGCCUCCCCCUCCCCCUCCCCCAGGAAUGGGACCCUUGCCUCCCCGAUUGCCAUAUCCACACCUAGCACCGAGGAGUAUGUUCCCAAUGCAAGGUCCACCCAGAAUGAUGCCCCCAUUUAAUGCACCCACAUCCCAGGCACAGAUCCGACCUAACAUGAUGAGGCCACCUGCUCCCAGGCCAGUCGCUGACUCUGCUCCUAUGGAGGACCCCUCAGAAAGUGUCUCUAAUUUUACACAAGACUUUCCUCCAAGUCUGGCCUCAAAAUUGGAAUAUAAACUGGUCUGUAAAAACUGUUAUAAGGUGAACACUCUUAAAGGAGUAUACAUGUACCAACCAACUCAGCAUGUAUGCGAGGAAAAUGUUCUGGUAGUCAGAGAAAAGCACUCCAAUGAUCCAUGGCUAAAAAUCAGGGAGAGGAAGAACCACCGGGUAUUCUCUGGCAGCUACAUAAUGUGUAAUAGUGUAGUGGUGGGAGGAUUGUGUCGCUAUGGUGAGGACAAUUGUAGCUUUGCUCAUAAUACAUGGGAACAGAAGUUAUGGACCAUGGAGAAAGAUGAGGAGUUUAAUAUCUCAGAAUUCAUCAUACAGAGUAGAUCAAAAAGUCUAGAUAAAGGCUACUCCAUUGCUGAUAUUCUGCAGAGACAUUCAGGAUACCUCAGCUUUGUAUGUAAGGCCUGCUUCUAUAAUACACCCCAGAUGAUAAAUAGAGAGGGAGCCGAAGGUAAAUGUAGUGGUAAAGGGAAACAUGAUUGGUCGGACUAUAAAAUCCUGGCCCACUUCAGCACUGACGGCGCAGUCACAAUCAUCAAUCCCAGGGGGUUCCAACACAAGACGGCAUUUUUCAAAGUCUGUAAAUGGCUGCAUUAUUGUCGUAAUAGGAUAAAUGCUGAGUGUAGGUUUGCUCACAGUUUGGUUGAAAGAGACUUGUGGAUGUUUGAAAGAGACACAGGAUUUUCUCAGGAGAAGAUAGUUGAACUGGCCAAUAAAGAGCUGGGUAUAUCAACAGGUGCCACUGAGAUGAAGACUUACACAUCAGAGAUCACACCAUCGGCUACUCUGUUCCAGGCCCCUGCUAUGAAGACUCAAAAUGUAGCCCCUAAAGCUGUCCCCCAGGUACCCGACACCAAACCUCUGGCCAGCGUUGACGAAGAGGGGGAUGAUCUGUGUCCUUUUAUUAUACAAGAACUGUGUUUAACUUGCUGGAAAAAUGGCAAGAAAAGCUUUCAGGAUGGAACAAAAGACAGGUGUGUGAAAAUCCACUCCAACUGGAAAAUGAACCGGGUGUACUUGGUGUCUCCCUCCAACAAGGAGAUUCGGGUUCUUCCUAGGAAAAUUCCCACUGGAUUCCGGUUCAUCCUGUGUAGUUACAUCGAGAAGCGCGGGAAGUGUGGAUACACUGGAGGCGGUCCAUGUCAGUUUGCUCACAGUCAGGAGGAACUGGAGAUCUGGCAGUGGAUGUGUGUUCACGAUGUUAAGAAAUUGGAAGAUCUGUACAUAGCUAGUAAGGAAGCCCAGAUCACCAGGAGUGCCCAGAAGAACAAGGCGAUUAGUGGAGAGUCGGUGGUGACUGUCACAAAGAGAGUCAACCUGCCCACUCAGGUCAAGUACAGUAUGUACUACUGCUCGUACUGUGGGAAGCAGUGCAACAGCGAGAAACAGUGGGACGAACACACCGCCUCCGAAAAACACAACUUCAACGUCAACUCAGACAAGGAGCAUCAGUGGAACCACAGACAGCCCCCGUGGGGACUACCCGGCACCAACUACGAACUCUGCUUCAAACAUGUGGAGGGCAGGAAGUGUCCGUACUCUAACGUCCCCGACAUGUACAAUAUGUGUCAGUACGCCCACAGUGAGGAGGAAGUGGACGAAUGGCGGGAGAGGUACGAGUGGCGACAGAUGAAACGUGAAAUGGCUCGCCAGGAGAAGGUCUUCUCCUUCAUGGAUGAACUGCUGGAGCAGUACCAGUCAGCAGAACACGGGAUAAAAGUGAUUGCAGAAGAUCUGCCAGAUGUAGAGGUGACCUGUGAUCAGGAGUUAACUAUUUAUGAGGAAAAGAAGAAUGCCGUGUUUGCCUGGAUAUUUGAUGUUCAAUCAAAGAGAACACUGGAAAAAGUUGCCCUACUGUACAACAAAGACCGCCUUCAUUUCUCUCUGAAGGAGAAUGAGAUAGAUAAGAACACACAGAUCGCCCAGGGUGAUUCAUUCCAGGUCACCAACGACCAUUACCGUGUGGAGGUACACUUCACUGGGAACAUGUUCGGCUCAUUCAACCAGUGGGUGAUAUUUGACUUUGGCACUCUGCCAGUACUGGUCAGGAAGCUGUACGUAGAGGUAGGAACCGUUGGGACUCAUGAGAGGGUUAGGUCUCUCAGGGAGAAGCUGCAGUUUGACCACUGGACAGCAGAAAACAGGGAGAUUGUUCGGUACGAGGGGGCUAAUGUGGAUGAGCUUGAAAAGAGAUUGACCAGUAAGUAUAAAUCUCCAACCUCCUCUGACAGCGUGAUCAGUCAGCACAGUGUGACCACAGAACUCAACUGGAACAACUACCACCACAAAAUGCACCAGUUACUGGAGAUGGAGGAGAUGAAGCGACACCAAAUUAUAUCCAGCUACAACUUGUGUAAGACUAUCACAGUGUUGGGAUCCAUUCAGGAGCAGAUGCUUGUGUUUCCUGCACAGAAGGGUGAACUGUUCGCCAAAGUUCCUCUGGCAGAGUACCUGACUGAGGACACAGACGCAGGCAAACUGAUUCUAACCAGUGUCCGCUCAGUGCUGCUGGCUCCGCAGAGCCAAUCUGGUUCCAACGUAUAUGAGGGAGUGAUUGUUGGGAAGGAUAACUUUGAUUUUGAUGGGCGUGGCAAGGAAUACCUUUAUCUGUGUCUCUCCAGUAAAUGUGUGCAGGGUCUGAAGCUGAAACCUGGAAUGACCCUGAAUGUGGAGAUACAGUUCCAGAUGGACAGGAGGUGGUUCUGUAUGAUGCAUUAUGCUGUAGAUAAUCUCAGUUCCACCGACGUUGUAUUCCCAGACCUCUCUAAGAUUAAACCUUUCCAUGAGAAAUCUACACUAAGUAUAAACUCCUCUGUGUUGAAUGCCGACCAGUUAACAGCAGUCCAACACAUCGUCACAGAGCGGUCUGAAUACAACCCACCAUUUGUAAUCUAUGGUCCUUUUGGCACUGGUAAAACAGAAACCAUUGCUCAGGCUGUAAUGGUUCUUAUCAAGGAGAGGAAAGACUUUAAAAUCCUCAUAUGUGCUCAGUCAAACAGUGCUGCUGACCUGUAUAUCACGAAACACCUAGAUCCUUUCAUAGAGAAGACAAAGAGUAAUGCCAAAAUCAGAAGAGUGUACUUCAAAGACAGACGAGUGAACACUGUCCACGACAAGGUCAAGAAAUACUGCAUGUUGACCCCAGAUAAGACAGCCUUUGAGUUCCCAACUCAUGAAGACAUUACUAAGCACAAUAUAGUGAUAGUGACCCUAUCCACCUCCCUGUUGCUGGCAGAGUUGGGGCUCCAGGAUUACUUUACUCACAUCUUUGUGGAUGAAGCGGCCCAGACUCUGGAGGCUGAGGCAAUCAUGCCCCUGACCCUGGCCAGUAAGAACACCUGUGUGGUUCUGGCUGGUGACCAUCAACAGAUCAGCCCGAAAGUCUACAGCCCCGAGGCUUGUGAGCAGAAGUUUGACAUGUCUCUGUUAGAGAGGCUAUUCCAGUACUAUGACUCCUUCUCCCACAAAAUAGAUCCUGCCAAGCCACUGAACAUUCUGUUGAGGAUCAAUUACAGAACCAAGAUGGAGAUCUUACGGUUUAUCUCUGCCAUAUUCUAUGGUGGCCCUGAUAAACUGGAGUCCAAGGCCAACCUCCCCUCUGUGUUGGAGAUCACUCCUCUGAUGUUUUAUGCUGUGCAGGGGAUGGAGAUCCAAGAUUCUGACAGUAUCUCCUUCUACAACAUGUCUGAGGUUCAGGAGGUGGUGGAGAGGGUUUAUGAGCUGUACAACAGGUGGCCUACAGAGUGGGGCGAGAGGAACCCCCAAACCAUUGGGGUAGUCACUCCAUAUUACGACCAGGUACUAUUUAUAAGAAAGUCUCUAAGAAAGAAACACCCAGAACUGAAGAAUGUGACGGUUGAGAGGGUCAAUAAUGUUCAAGGAAAAGAGUUUCGAGCACUGUUUAUUUCUACUGUGAGGACUCGCAGCUUGAUUGACAACAAUUAUAACCCGGAUAAGGAGUGCGAAGGGGACGGAGGUAACUUUGGCUUCCUGUCAGAUCCCAAGCUUCUGAACACUGCACUGACCAGGGCCCAGUCCUUUGUGGCGGUGGUUGGGGACCCUGUAGCCCUCUGCGCUAUAGGAGAAUGUCUUAACGUCUGGAAGACCUAUCUGAAGCACUGCCAGAACAUGAAGAGUAUCCAUCCCACUAGUUUGACUCUAGACUCCAUCAAACAACAGGUGUCCAAUCUAGCCCAGUCUCCAGCCAGGCAGAGAAUGGUGGAAAUGAGUGGACAGAACAGACCUCAGGCCUUGUCACUACCUACUCAAGGUCAACUGAUGCCAGCACCCCUCUCUCAUCCCAGCAUGCAAGGUAAAGCUUGGAGCCAAAGUAAGCUGACUUUAGGGGGUAGUCCUGUAGUAAAUGCAGAAGUUAGGCCUCUUACAAGGUCAGUGUCACAGUUAAAUGAGAUCAGAGGGAGACCUACACCUCACACCCAGGAGGACAGGAUUGUGUACUCGUACGACUGGAGUGAAUGUUAUGAUACAGCCACAGAUGAUCUGUUGAAGCAGAUGGCAGAGGAAGCUAUCAGAAUGGAGAGAUCGAAGAAGCAGAAAGAAAGCUCUCUGUUCCCUGAUGGCCCAGUAUAUGUAGAACAUAUUGACUUUAUAGAAACUAAUGGUCACAUUGAGCUGUGUUAUAGUAAGGACACAACACAAUCUAGUAAGAGUGAAGAUUUUAAGGAGAUUCAGUUGUAUGAUGAGGCACAUCUUCAGACCAUGAUGCAGAAGUAUCCUGAUAAGUUUAAGAGAUGUAUCUUCAGUAAAGACUCGGAUAGAAUGCAUGCUGAGGUGACAGAGCAAAGGGCUAGUCAUAGCGUAAUAGAGAUUGGUAAUGUCCGAGACUGUGGAACAGCUAUGGAUGGAGAUGAGGUAGUGGUAGAAAUUCUGGCAACAGAGGAUAUAGAUGAGUUAGAACUAGAUAACAUGGACACGUGUCUUCAUGGAAGAGUGGUGGGAAUUCUGAACAGGAAGAUUGAUCCGGAGUAUAAAUGUUUCGUGUGUCGUGUAGAUCCAGAUAACACAGGAAUAAUGAUCCCCAUCAACACCGGGGCACAUCAGAUGUACUCUCUGUCGGCGUCGGGGGAGAGGUGUAACAGUGAAGUGCCAGUGUAUCAUAUCUCUAAGGAAGGACAGGUUAUACAGAGUCAGGCUGUGAAGAUUAACCAGAUAAACUGUCAAGAAACUUUAUUUGUUGUGAGGUUCUUAAAGUGGCACCCUAAACUCUACCUGCCGCUAGGAUUAACAGUGGGAGUAAUUCCUGCAGGCACCACUCAGCAGACAGCCAUUAACAUUCUGAACUUAGAAUAUGAUAUCAAGAAAGAGACUAGCAAGGCUGUAGAGCAAGAGGUCUCUUCUAAUUUCUCUUCCGAUUUCACCAUCCCAAUGGAGGAAUACAGUAAACGCCUGGAUUUACGUGAGAAGUGGACUUUUUCGAUAAGCUCUGGGGACUCUGAAGAAAUUGGUCAGGCAUUAAGCAUUGAAGAGACGACUGAUGGAAAUUAUUUUAUAGGGGUUCAUGUAAGUGAUGUGACUUAUUUUGUUAAGGUGAACAGUAAUAUUGACACAGAAGCUAGGAACAAAACAGAGUCUAUUAUUCUUCCUAACAAAGAAGUAAUUCACAUGCUACCAGAAAAACUAAGUACGGAUCUCUGCAGCAUCAAACCAGAAGUAGACAGACUUACUCUGUCCAUCUUCUUAACUGUAACCAAAUCUGGAGAAAUAAUAAAAGCUGAACCUAAAAGGUGUAUCAUCAACUCCAAAACAAAGUUCACUUUCAAAGAAGUAGCAGACAUUUUAAUGGAUCCUGAUGCAGCAGCUGAUUAUCUGAAGAGCUGUAUAAUAGUCUUGUUCCACAUGUCGCGAGUUUGGCGGAGGCAGAGACUGGGUAACGCGAGUCUGUAUCAGGAGGCUGACAUCACACACCAAGAUAAACACUCACCCGAGGCCUACUUAAUGCUACAGGAGUUAAUGAUACAGACCAAUCACAAGAUGGCGGUGUUCCUGCUUCAGCGCUUCCCCAGCAUGGUGCCCCUGUAUUGUCAGAGCCAGCCUAAUGAAGCGGAGCUUGAGCUGUGGAGACAGGAGUAUUUUGCUGAUGCCCUUAAUUCUGUUGCCCUCACUAAACCUUUCCUGGAUGGUAACAAGACAUGUCAGUGUAAAAUGGCGUGUACUUGUAUUAUAAACUAUAUGAAGCGUACCAGUAACAUUAAAGUACAUGAUUCUUUCGAUGUUUGUCAGGCACUCUGGCAAGCUCUCUGUGAAGCAGCAGAAACAGGAAAUGUGAGUUUUGUACAGAAUGUAAUCAUUGCAGCCGAGAGCCACCCUCAGCUAGCUGUAGCCUUGGUCAAACUAAAUGCAAUUCAAAGAAAAUCAAAGUAUGUGUGUUCUGCUGAUGGUACAGAGCUUGGCCAUUAUUCCUUAAAUCUUGCUCCUUAUGUCCACUUUGUGAAUCCAUUAAGUCGCUAUAUGGACCUGGUUAUGCACAGGUUGUCCUUGGCUGCUAUAGAGGGAACCGCUGUAGGCUAUAACCAGUCUGAUAUAAAACAACUUUGUUCUUACCUUACUAACUCCAGUGAUAUUGUCAAACAGUACCAGCAAGCUGUUCAAGGUAUCCAUCUCUCCCUGAUGCUAAAAUCUAAGCCAAUGACCAUGUUACCAUCAAUAGAAAGGAUAAAUGAGGAAGAAAUUGUACUCUGUUUUCCUCCAACCUUGGGGAAAAUCCCAGAUUCUAAGAGAGUAGUAAAGAUAAAGACACUGGCAUUGAGAGAACCUGCUAAACCAUUGGACAGUAAAGCAGUACAGUUGUGCUGGCAGGAGCAGAUAUACGACCCGGAGGCUCCGUCUGAAGAGAUCGCGACCAAUGAGGAGGAGGAGAUUAACCCGAACCAGUACAUCUACCAGAUCCCCUCAUUCCAUUGGCAGAAGCUCCUUAUGUCCAUCAGAGAUGAGAACCAGUCUAAGCUACAAACCACUGUUAUGUCUGUAAAAGACCAGGUCAAAAACCCCGCUCAUAAUAAAAACUUUGCCACAGAAAUAACAACUGAACGCCUUGUAAAUGGGAAGAUGGUCCCGUAUACUGAUUUUACUGUCAAGUAUGGUAACUCUGUCCUGGUAGAAGUACAGGUGGUUGCUGAGAAAUACAAUGGCUUGCUGACGCCCGCCAUUCAACUCCUGAGUAUUGUUCCAAACUUGGACAUUUGCCUUGAGCAUCGUUCAGACCCCAGGCAGUGCUUUGCUAAAGAACGAGUUCAGUAUGCCUCUAAGAAAACGUAUAAAGAUGAGAAUGACUAUGUGGAUUCCUGGUUAAGUGUUCUUAAUAUUGAGGCAGCUAAAACUGCUGUAGAAGAGACUAGUUCUGUUGUAAUAAGGAAUGUAUUUCUACACUGGAAGACUCAGGGGACAGGGAAGAAGAUAUACACAGCGGAGUUCAGUUUACCCCUGGAGUUUUGUAAGAACAGAAACAUCAAGUUCAGUAAUGACUCAAUGUUAGAAGAUUUAUUUAAUCCUGAUAAUGUACACUAUGCUGAGAGCUAUUUCAUGGACUUUGUGUGUGUAAGGUACUGUAACCUCCAAGUGACUGGCCAUAAAGAACAGGACAGAUCAGUGGAGCAGACAUUGAGUGGCGAUGCGAUGGUAAAAUGGGUGGGGCAUUGUGUGGUCACCUCGGUAACACAUAAUGAUAAGGAGUUCAAGGUCAGGCUGCUGUUACACCAGAGUAAUGUGGAACCACCAUCUUAUCUACGGAGUCCACAGAUCAACAAGACACCCUGUACCAUAGAGUGGGUCUCCAAGACUGAGAAAGCUAGACAGAUGGAAUGUGCCAUAAGGACCAUUCCUGACAGUGGACAGUUAGUUAAAGAUAUUGCUCUUGGCAAAACACCAGUUGCCUCUGUGGACUACCGCGAUGUCGAGUUACUGCAACAGUUUCCGGCUCCUGGAUUACCUCCCCUUGAUCGUGUACAAGAACAAGCAGUCUCCAUGGCAAUGAAGCAGCCAUUUACUGUCAUAUCUGGACCCCCAGGGACGGGCAAGUCUCUGAUGGCUGCCCGCCUAAUAUAUAUGCUGUCCCUCAGGAACAAGAUGGUCCCUGUCAGUGGGACCAAGCCUCAGAUUUUAGUUUGUACUCCCAGUGACCAGUCCCUUGAUGUGAUUGUAGAACAAUUAAACCGUCUUGGACAGAGCUGUCCAAAGAUUUUAAGGGUGUAUGAUGAAAAGGUAGAACAGCAGGAAUUUCCGAGUCCAAGACUGGUACCGAAGCUGAAGCUGGCUGUAGACAGUGGUGACGAGACUCUGGUUGUGGAGGAAAGGUUUGCUCUCCACCACAAGAUCAGAAACCAGGAUACAUUGUUUGGGCAGUCUAUCGUACAGUUUGACAUGCUGUUUAGGUUGUAUCCAGAUGACAUUACAAGUCAGCAGAUUGAGGAGUAUGAGGCGACAUUGAGGAAGGCUGAGGUGUCUGAGCUGAGCGAGGCAGAGGUUGUGGUGUGUACCUGUAUGACUAGUGCUAGAACCCUGAUCAAACAAGGCUGUAACGUUAACCAGGUGGUAAUAGAUAACUGUGGCAUGGCUUCGGAACCAGAGUGUAUGAUUCCCAUUGUAACAUUCAGUUCGUCUAAGCAGGUGGUUGUUUUUGGAGACUGCCAGCAGGUGCCCCCUAAAGUCAGCUGUCCGGUGGCCAGGAGUUUGGGACUUGGUGCCUCCUUGUUAGACAGAUACAGGGAUAGGGCUCUCACACUCAACACCCAGUACCGCAUGCAACAAGGCAUCAGUGAUUGGGUAUCUAUGGUAACAUUAGGGAAGACUUUGGAGUGUGGUAAUAAGGAUCAGAAGCAGGAGGUGGCUCUGUUCAGUAAUGAUAAGUCUGUGACCUUCUGUCAGUUCUAUGGUAAGGAGGAGUCCAUCAGACAGGACGCCAUUAACCAGGAGGAAUCCAGCCUCGCGGUUGCUGUGGCCUCUAAAUUGGUCAAUCGUCACCGACUGACAGAGGAGAGUAUUGUCAUCCUGUCCUUCUGCCAAGAACAAAGCGGCCUCAUUUCUAAAAAGCUCCAACAGAAGGGCCACAAGAACAUCACUGUGUUGACUGUAGACUGUUGUCAAGGACAAGAAUGGGAGAAUGUUAUCUUGUCCACGGUUCGAUCAUUGCCUGCACACAAAGUAGAGGUUAAAUCCACCACUGAAUGGAAAAACCAGCAUCUAGGUCACCUGGUUAAUCAGGGCAAGGUCAACCUGGCCCUGACAAGGGCCAAGAAACGACUCAUUAUAUUAGGAAAUGAUAAUUUGCUGAGAUGUGAUGCAUUGUGGGAGAAGUAUCUACACUUCUGUAAGAGUAAAGGCCAGGUUGUGGAUGGCAGACAGUAUUUGAAGUGGCUGAAUUAGCGAGUUGUAAUCAGAAAGAACUGGAUGAUUACACUAGGGUUCAGAAAUGUAAUAAACUUUAAAUAUUUCACAUACCAAUGUUAUUUGUAACACAGAGCUUGAGAUGCUUGUGGAUCAUAUAUGAACUAUACAAUGUACACUGAUAAGAAUACUGUUUAUUCAGUUACAUAUGAUUGAUGAAAAAAACAUGUACAUAACCUGUAUACUUAUUAUGUUAAACAUAUAAUAGGUUUGCUUAUACAAUGUAAUAACUGCAUUUUUGCAUAUUUUCUAAUUAUAAACUUGAAUGCUUAUGAUAAACUUGGUGGCGGGACUGAAGUUGAAAACAUAUUAAAAGAUAUAUUUGUAAUCCUGUGUGUUAAACACUAGGAGAUUCCUAUAAACAGAGAAACUUAAACUUUAUACUAUGCCAAUGAUUGACAUGUAUUUACACAUUAAGCAUUGAAUGUUUCACAGAAUAGUUUCACGUUCUUCAAAUCGUUGGUUGUAUUUUGUAGUAAGUUAACACGAUGGAUGUAAUGCUAUACACGACGGACAUGGAUGUACUUGUAUAUUCAUGUGCAACAGAAAUGAAACACUUCAACCAGUUUGUCUAAGUAUUGAUUCUGUGAAAGUGAUGUUCAUGAACAUGUUGAUGUAAACUAGUUGCCCAGAUUGUUGUUGUUAUACAACUAAAGUACAUGUAACUUUAUGAACUGGAUUGUUUGAACAUGGUGUUAAUUGGUGUUAAUUAGUAAGCUUGAUAAUUUCAUAUAUUAGUUUAUGCAUGAAAUACAAGAUCAUAAGGUUAAGUCAUUUUAAUUUUUAAUAUAAUAUGAAUUAUCUGCUCUCUAUUAUAAAAGUGUUGUGUUUAGAAAAGAUUGCAAAUAGAUAUAUAAUGAUUGACAUUAUUUCAAUUAGUAACUGUUUGUUUGUUUAUUUUUAAGAGUAAUUUUUAAUGUAUGUAAAAUUUAAUAUCUGCUCUGUAUUAUAAACAAGCUGUGUUUAUAAAAGAUUGCAAGAAAGAUUUAAAAUGAUUAACAAUAUUUUGAUAAGUAAUGGUUUGCUUCUUUUUUUUUCUUAUGCUUGUUUGAAAUUUUUUUUUUUGUAAUGAAAUAAAAAUUGACAACUUCAAACAUAUCAA